This is a messenger RNA of Monopterus albus (swamp eel), 4239 nucleotides long. RefSeq names its product dual specificity phosphatase 16 (gene dusp16). The transcript has 7 exons. NCBI's taxonomy places the organism in Eukaryota, Metazoa, Chordata, Actinopteri, Synbranchiformes, Synbranchidae. Gene Ontology annotation, molecular function: MAP kinase tyrosine phosphatase activity; protein tyrosine/threonine phosphatase activity; MAP kinase tyrosine/serine/threonine phosphatase activity. Gene Ontology annotation, cellular component: cytoplasm; nucleus. The record is from RefSeq and is a predicted model, not a curated record. Bases 718 to 2658 code for a protein of 646 amino acids. Gene Ontology annotation, biological process: negative regulation of MAPK cascade; peptidyl-tyrosine dephosphorylation.
GCUCUGUCCGCGUGAAGCGUCUCUUUAAAGCCGCAGUUCUUUUCUGUCGGCCCAGUGGGGACGCACUGCGCCUUUAAGCCGCCUGAAUGGAGCGUCGAUGACGACAUCGUUUUAUUUUUAUCGCAGUGACCUCAUCUCUCAUGGCAGCGAGUUCCUCUUCUCGUUUAGUCCAACUUUAGCGCCUCUACUUUCUAUUUUAUAAACUCGAUUCCGCUACAUCAAGUCAAACAACAUCUUUAAACCAGCCCGGGCGGUUGAGGUGCUGUCUGGGCUUUGACGUCGAGUUUUCAUACGAGUCCGAAACCACUUCAGGAUGAGGACCAGGAUCAGAUGCGGUGUCUUCGGCGCCUGGUCCAAGAGAAAAGACCCCUUUAGUUUCACACCUGCUGUGCUGUGAAUGACCCCCGACACACUCAACACACACACAAACAUACACUGUAACAACAGAGAGAGUUAGAGGGGUUUGGCUGUUUUGCUUCUCAGGGCAGAGCGAGGCCUCUCUCUGUCUCUCUCUCUCUCUCUGUCUGUCUGUCUCUCGGUGUUUCUCGUCCCAGAGUUUUGGGCUGCCAAGCGCCAUCAGGAUGACAUCAUACUGGGCCGACACAAUGGAGCUCUUCAUCGUUUGAGGUUCAUCGCCGGGCUGCAUCACUUUGCAGGGCCAAGAACAGAGAGGGAGGGGGUGGGGGGGAGGGAGGGGAGGAAAAAAAAAGGUUUGACAUGUCAGAGCGUUCGGGUUCCAGGUACGGGAUGCUGAGGCCUGGCAUGGUGCGGCCCAUUGGGGCAGAGGCUCUGGUGGCCCUGCUGGAAGGGGGGCUGGACCGUGUGGUGCUGAUUGACAGCCGGCCUUUCGUGGACUACAACGCCUCACACAUCCUGGAGGCAGUGAAUGUGAACUGCUCCAAGCUGAUGAAGAGGAGGCUGCAGCAGGACAAAGUCCAGAUCACUGAGCUGCUGCAGCACUCAGCCAGGAAGAAGUUGGAGCUGCAGGGUGACCAGGAGGUCGUCGUAUACGAUCAGAGUUCUUCAGACCCGGCGGCUCUCAGCUCUGAGUCUUUCCUCGGUGUCCUGUUGGUUAAGCUGGAGAGGAGUUUUCCCUCUGUCCACCUGCUUUCAGGUGGUUUCUCUGAGUUCUCCCACCUGUUCCCCGGUCUGUGUGAGGGGAAGUCCACUCUGGUUCCAUCCUGUAUCUCUCAGCCUUGUCUGCCUGUCACCAACAUCGGACCGACCCGCAUCCUGCCUCACCUGUACCUGGGCUGCCAGAGGGACGUCCUCAACAAGGACCUGAUGCAGCAGAACGACAUCGCCUAUGUCCUGAAUGCCAGUAACACCUGUCCCAAACCGGACUUCAUCCCCGAGUCUCACUUCCUGAGGGUUCCUGUUAAUGACUCCUUCUGUGAGAAGAUCCUGCCCUGGUUGGAUAGAUCGGUGGAGUUCAUAGAGAAAGCUAAAGCGUCUAAUGCUCGAGUCCUGGUUCACUGCCUGGCUGGGAUCUCUCGUUCAGCCACCAUCGCCAUCGCCUACAUCAUGAAGAGGAUGGACAUGUCAUUGGACGAGGCGUACAGGUUUGUGAAGGAGAAGAGGCCAACCAUCUCCCCCAACUUCAACUUCCUGGGCCAGCUGCUAGACUUUGAGAGGAAGAUAAAGAGUCCUCACUGUACAGAAACUAAACUAAAGUUGCUGCACCAUCAGGAGCCAAGCUGCAACAUCCCUGCUCAGCCAGAGGACCUGGAGCCUGCAGCCUGUCCAGAGGCCCCUGUGGGCCCCGGCCCAGCCCUGCUAGAGCCCCUCACCCUGCCCUGUGUUUUAGCCGACGCCCGAGAGGAGUGUUUGCUGGCUCAAGCUCUGAGUGGCCUGCAGCUCACUGAUGGACCCGAAGACAACGCCCGGCUGAAGCGCUCCUUCUCUCUGGACAUCAAGUCAUAUGGUGAGCCAGGUGGAAACGCCACUCACAGAGUGUUUGUCCCUCACGGUGGACCAGGAGAUGCCACUGAGUACUACAAACCAUCUGGCUUCAAAGAGGCCACCAGUAAACCCUGUCAGUUCUCCCCGGUGGAGGAGGUUUCAGAGCAGUCCACGCCAGAGCACAGCCCUGACAAGGAGGAGGCCCAUGGACCACCCCCGGCCUCCAGCGGCUUCACCAACCCUCCGCCUGCUGCUCCGAGCUGUUCACACCAGCUGCACCGGAGCGGCAGCAUGGAGGAGAAUGCUACCAGCUUCCUGUUUGGCCUCUCCCGCAGUCAGCAGCAUCUGGCCAAACCGCGGCCCAGCGGGGCCCUGAAAGGCUGGCACUCGGACAUCCUGCUGGGCCCCGUCACUGUCUCCAGUUCCUCCCUGGCUGGUGGCUGGUACCUCUCCUCCGACUCCACGCGUUUUUACUCCACCUCCAUCCUGAGCGGCGGCGGUGGAGGCUUCACAGCCUACAGUUGCGGCCAUGGCCUGGAGGCGGUGCGGCGGCGCAGUCGGCAGAGGACAGGUGACCGUGGAGACUCGAGAAGGAGUUGGCACGAGGAGAGCAGCUUUGAGAAGCAGCUGAAACGACGGAGCUGCCAGAUGGAGUUUGGAGACGGGAUGACAAACAGCAGGUCCAGAGAGGAGAUGGGGAAGGUGGGGAGUCAGUCGAGCUUCUCCGGCAGCAUGGAGAUCAUCGAGGUCUCCUGAACCUGAUCCUGAAACUCUCUUAGAUGUUUUCAGGCAGGAAGAGUCUGACGGACGCAGCUUCGACUCCAUUGACAUCAGAGGGAAACGGUAACAUGCAGCGUCACAGAGCGCUGUGUCACCAGACUGAGGGGAGCUGUGAGCUGGGCCUGAAACGUUUUCUGAAAAUCAGCUGUGAAGAAAUCGGGCUCAUAGAUGAGAGGACACGUUCAUCAAACAUAUUUUUUGAACGCAGAGAAUGCCAGAGUCUGCUGCAGAUAGUGAUGCAUCAUAGGUCUUUAGCCAUUAUGUUGCUAGGCUAAUGAGAUUCUUCAUGCAAGUUUACAGUGUGUGUCCGAGUCAGUCGGCACUAAAGGUUCUGUCUGACACCUGCUCAAACGUGUUUCUCCCACUAAACAGGAAUAGUCAGAACAUUCUUUGUGUGGAGCUCAGAGCCUGAAGUUAGAAGUAACACCACCAGCCAGAGAAAAUAUUGAAUAUCUGAUCCUUUGUCAGAGUAAAGACAGACAAGGAGCGAAGCUAGAUGGAGAUUUUCUGUGGUCAGACUCGUACCAGAGACACCGUGGUUUCUGACUGGGGGUGUGACAGUUCUCCACAUCUUGAUUUAUAACCGCAGACGUGAUCACGUAUUUACCACUGGACCAAAACGGUCGUGACACAUGCAGACGGAAAACGAAAUAAUAGAUGUAGUAAAGUACAAAAUAUACAGCCUGCCCUGAGUUUGGGGUUGGUGGGUGCAGAGUGGGUACUCCCCUAUUCAUGACCGGUGCUGUAACUCCAGGCAGGGUUGCCAUUUUGCCUUGAAGUGAAGAGAUGCCUCCCGCCCAAAGCCUGAACAUCUGCAGUUCAGUGGUCACUUUAUUAGGUACACUAAACUAAAUCAGGUUCAGUCUAAUCCAAUAAAUCUUUCUUCACGAAGGUCAUAAUAGUCAGUUUGAACAGUGCUGCAUUAUACGAUCAUGUUUAUUCAGCCUCACCAAUAUAAAUGGGAUGGACAAAAUACCAGAAACGGCUCUCUGUUUAACACAGUCCAGCUGAACAACAACACAAAGUGCAGCCUCCACAGUCAUCACACAGGUGAACCAACAUGUCUGAGACACAGUCUGAACAUUAUCACCUUCAUGAAGAAGGAUUUACUAUAGGACUGACUUAGAUGACUGUAGUAAGAAGUCGACAGGCCGCCGCUGUGUGUUGCUGUGGUGAAAGAACUCUGAGCCUUUAAAGUGUCAUCUGGUUUGUGGAGCCCCUCCUGCAUUUUCUCACAGACACGAGGAACCAAAGUGAAGCCUAUAGACGGAACGUUGGUCCUCUGCUCUGUUUCUCCUCUGAGCGUCAGCAGUGCCUCACCAUCUAAAUCCCCACUUUGUGUUUUAGGGUUAGUGAUGGCGAGAUUUCAGGUGAACGGCUCGACCUGAGGACGGGCUCAGUCAGGAUGUGAGUAACAGAGGCUGGGACUCUUGUUGAGACGCUGAGAGGGUUUAGAACAUACUGACGGUGGAUCACUCAGUUAAUCUUGCACUACUGUGGUGUGGAAAAUGGCUUUGAUUCAAAGAGUAUAAAUCAGUAAAGAGAAACAAUGCAGUG